AUGUCUGCAGAAAUCAAACAGCUAGCAAGUGUUUGUGAUGCCUGUCAAACAUUUGCUAAAGCUCAUAAGAAAGAAACACUCAUAACUAUAGAAGCUAAAGCACCAUGGGAAAUUGUUGGUGUUGAUUUAUUCUCAUGGAACAACAAAGACUACCUACUAACAGUUGACUAUUUUACUGGAUACUGGGAAGUUGACCUUCUUAAGAAAACUGACUCCCCUGCAGUGAUUAGGAAACUGAAACAACACUUCUCAAGAUAUGGUGUUCCUGUACAACUAGUCAGUGAUGGAGGACCUCAGUUUGAUGCCAAAGAGUUUGAGGACUUUGCUUAUGAAUGGGACUUUGAGCAUAAUCUAUCUUCACCUGUGCAUCCAAAUGCAAAUGGAAAAAUUGAGUCUGGGGUAAAAGCAGCAAAGGCUAUGCUCUCAAAAUGUGCUCAAGACAAAACAGACCCCCAGCUAGCACUCCUUGAGAUAAGAAACACACCAACUCAAGGAGCAGGAAGCAGCCCAGCCCAACGCCUUCUCAAUCCUCGAACUAAAUCUAUAUUACCCAUGGCUGAUGUACAACUCCAACCUAGGGGAAUGGAUUUUCUGAAGGAGGACCGGUGUCGGCUCAAGUUGGAACAACAACGACAGUGUAAGAACUAUAACAAGAAUGCUAAGGAUCUUGGAAUUUUGCAAGAGGGGGAUACUAUCAGACUGAAACCUUUUAGAAAAGGCAACAAAAAAUGGGAAAAGGGUGUGGUUGUUAGGAGACUCGAUGAAAGGUCGUAUGACAUCGAAACGCCUUCUGGGAAGUAUAGAAGAAACCGAAUCGAUCUAAGGAAAACUUGGGAAACUCAACCUGAAUCGUCGUCAAGGAAACCAGAAGUAGUACCACCACCCGUGGAAAUGGAAUCUAGUACUACCUCCCAAUCACUAGAAACACCAGUGCAAGUGGAAACACCUAAUGCGGUUGCUGAGGAACAGACACCACCUAUAAUACCCAUACGGAGAUCCUCACGGACAACUACGCAACCAAGCUACCUUAGGGAUUAUAUCACGAGUUAA
This is a messenger RNA of Nematostella vectensis (starlet sea anemone), 1050 nucleotides long. RefSeq lists its product as uncharacterized. The record is from RefSeq and is a predicted model, not a curated record. Gene Ontology annotation, biological process: DNA integration. Bases 1 to 1050 code for a protein of 349 amino acids. The transcript has a single exon. NCBI's taxonomy places the organism in Eukaryota, Metazoa, Cnidaria, Anthozoa, Actiniaria, Edwardsiidae. Gene Ontology annotation, molecular function: nucleic acid binding.